Thlaspi arvense is the source of this 2889-nucleotide messenger RNA. Lineage: Eukaryota; Viridiplantae; Streptophyta; Magnoliopsida; Brassicales; Brassicaceae. The record is from the annotation of a GenBank genome assembly.
AACCCAUAAGGACUGAUUAGUCUAAGCCUAAAGUUCCUUGUAAGCUCUCUCUCUCUCUCUCUCUCUGCGCUUUAUUCUGUUCAAAUCCGCUGCUUUUACUUUGCCGUUUCACUGAGAACGAGGCUCACUCUCUCUCUCUCUCUCUCUCUCUCUCUCUCCAUCCUAGAAGAAGAAGAAGAAGCAGGACCAAGGAUAAAGCUUAAACCAGCGCACUCUCUCUUCAAAUCACUUUUGCUUUCUCUCUCCAAAGUCUUCCUCAUUGUCUUUGUCUGCUCACAAGAAUUGUUGUCUCUUCAACACCUUUUUCUGCUUAUUCCAAACCAUUCUCGUCUUCCUCUCUUAUUCUCUAAAGAACCAACCACAAAAAAAAAAGUCUUUUCUUUUGUCUCUCUUGGGAGAUUGAGAGUCUCAGAAAUUAAACCCAUUUCUUAAUCCCUGUCUCUUAGACAAAACCCUUAAUCCUACUCCAACUCUGUCUUUGCUUAGCUUCUGUCUGAUCUACUAAAGGAUGGGGAAAUAAGCCAAUUCUUUGUCAAUUUCGAAAAAUUUAUAUUUUUAAAACAGUGAUUCAACUAAAAACCCCAAAUUUGUUCGACAUUUUGAUUUGAUCUCUGUUGUCUCUUUGGGGGGGUUUUACGCUUUUGAAUGGAGUGAGCCUCUCUGUCCCAAGGAAAAAUCAAGAACAAACAUAUACAAAGAGUGAGUCAAACAAAGAGCAGCAAUGAGAGACGACAAAUCCAAGAAAAGCAAGUUGUCCUGGUCCAAGAAGAUGGUGAGGAAAUGGUUCAACAUCAAAAGCAAAACAGAAGAGUUUCAAGCAGAUGUUUCUGUUCCUCAAGCUGUUGAAGAAGUUAAGCACAGAAGUAGCUUCUCAGAGAAGGAGCCCUGCACAAUCAAGAAGAGCAAAGCUGAGAAACUCAAUAAGAGCUGGGAGCAGCAAGCUAGACAAAGGAGAAUGAACUAUGAAAAUCCCAGAAUCAUUGAUGUCCAAAACUACAGCAUCUUCGUAGCUACAUGGAACGUUGCUGGACGUUCUCCUCCUGCAGAUCUAAACCUUGACGAGUGGCUUCAUUCCUCAGCUCCUGCAGAUAUAUACGUACUGGGAUUCCAAGAGAUUGUUCCUCUUAAUGCCGGUAACGUUCUUGGAGCUGAAGACAAUGGUCCUGCCAAAAAAUGGCAUUCCCUCAUCAGGAAAACGCUCAAUAACCUCCCCGGGACAAGCGGCCUCUGUCACACGCCCUCGCCUAUCCCCGUCCCCAUUGCUGAGAUUGAUGCUGAUUUCUCAGGAUCUUCAAGGCAAAAGAACGCCACUUUCUUCAACAGACGGUCUUUCCAGACCCCGAGCAUAUGGAGAACGGAUGAGAAUGACCCUUCAGUACCACAGCCACGGCUCGACCGUCGUUUGAGCGUCUGUGAUCGCGUGUUCUUCAGUCACAGACCAAGUGAUUUCGACCCGAGCUUCAGGUGCAACCACAGGCCGAGUGAUUACUCAAGAAGGGCUAGUGAUUACUCUAGACCGAGUGAUUAUUACUCUAGACCGAGCGAUUAUUACUCAAGACCGAGCGACUAUUCUAGGCCGAGUGAUGUCUCUCGGUGGGGUUCUUCGGAUGAUGAUAACGGUCCAGGGGAUUCCCCAAGCACGGUGUUGUACUCACCAGGUUCAAAUGCUGGUUCUGCGUCUAACGAGAACGGCUGUAGAAUCCCGUGGAACUCAUCGCAGUAUUGUUUGGUGGCGAGCAAACAAAUGGUUGGUAUCUUUUUAACAAUUUGGGUGAAAAGCGAGUUAAGAGAACACGUCAAGAACAUGAAAGUGUCUUGUGUUGGCAGAGGAUUAAUGGGUUAUCUCGGAAAUAAGGUAAAGAAUCUUGUGCUUCAAGACCGGAUCAAUCUCAAUAAUCGAGUAAUAUGGCUUGGUGAUCUGAAUUACCGGAUAGCUCUCUCUUAUCGAUCCGCGAAAGCACUUGUCGAGAUGCAAAAUUGGAGGGCGUUACUAGAGAACGACCAGUUACGGAUAGAGCAGAAACGAGGCCAUGUGUUUAAAGGAUGGAACGAAGGGAAGAUUUACUUCCCACCAACUUACAAAUACUCAACCAACUCAGAUAGAUAUGCAGGAGGUGAUUUGCACCCAAAGGAGAAACGUCGCACUCCUGCUUGGUGUGAUCGAAUAUUGUGGCAUGGAGAAGGACUGCAUCAGUUAUCUUAUGUAAGAGGGGAGUCACGGUUCUCGGAUCAUAGACCAGUUUAUGGCAUAUUCAGCGCAGAGGUUGAGUCAAAUCACAAGAGAUUAAAACGAAACACGAGUCACUCCAGUUCACGGGUCGAAGCUGAAGAACUCUUACCUUACACCCGAGGAUACACCGAGCUAACUUUUUUCUGAAAGAAACAAACCUUAAAGGAGUUAUCCCCUCAGCUUUUCACGCCUUGAAGAGUGCUGAUGGAGACAUUCCAUUGCUUCGUUUUUAACACAGGAAUCAGACAACAGGGUGUAAAAAGGGUUGUAAUUUUGUCUUGGUUAAACCGAUAUCGCAUAUCGAACCGGUUCUUUUUUUUUCAUGGAUAAGGAGUAUGAAACUGACAGAUGGAAUUUUUUUUAAAUAUAAUUAUCAUUCUUUUUUUAGCUUAGUAUUCAGGGAAUAUUUUUUGCAUAUAAUAUGAGUUGAAGUGUGUUCCCGAGACAAUGAUAGUGUAAUGCUUGUUAUAUAAGGUUAGUCGUUUAAGUGUAACAAAAAGACUAUACAAAAAGAAAAGCAAUUAUUUUAUAUGUGUUCAUUAUCAUUGUUUCCUUGCAAAGAAAAAAGUUAGAAGAAUCAAAAGAUAACGUCUUGUAAUGAUCGUUGUACUGAAAAAGUUAGGGGUUUUUUUAAAACCUCGAAGCUCACUCAUUCUCUG